CUCAUCCGCUGCUGUGGGGAACAUCUGGUAGUAUUUAAGGCAGGAAAGCGCCGAAAGAAGCUUAUUACUUCAACAAUAUGAAGUCGCUGUUGUCGUUGUUGCUGGCUACCGUCGCCACCCAGGCCAGUGCAGAAGACGAGUCGUACGUGUACAAGACUCAUGUUUGCUCUGAGGAAAAUUACCAGGGAGUGUGCCACGAAUUUCAUGAUGCUGUUCCAUCCCUGAGUAACUACGACUUGGACAACACCAUUUCCAGCUUCAAAGCGACUGGUGUGUGGAACUUCUAUGAUGAGCCGGACUAUGAGUCAGCAAAAUUAACAACCAUUGGUAUCAACAUUAAGACAAAGCUCCUCACCGGCGAGUUAAAUAACAAGAUAUCGUCUCUGAGGUACGCCGGGAGCCAAACAAAGUUCAACGAAGCUGGGUAUAACCUCUACGAGGGAUUAUUAUUCACCAAGAAAGAUUUUUACGGAACCAUCGACAUCCCAGACCUGUCGCAAUACCUUCAAAGAGUAGAAUCUAUCAUCAUUAUUGGACAGAGCUAUUGGACUUUCUGCGAAGAAGCCAACUACAGCGGAAGAUGUGUUUGUCUAAAAGCUAAACAUCACGAUUGGAAUCUCCAGAAAAGGCUGGACACAGGAUUGUAUGGAUUUAUCUUGAGUGAGGGCAUAUACAACGUAACAUCAGUAAAGAAGGGAUGUACUUAACAAGGCAUGUCACCAUCCUGUCUACAGGAACAAGACAACAACUUGGAUAAUACAAUCUUGUUCGUUCCUCAGCAGCAAAUAAGCAAGAAAUUUCAUCACGUACCUAGUGCUUAUGUAAUUGUUACAACCAUCAAGAAGAAAGAUGCAUCGUCAAGUUAGAAUAUUUUUAUAAUUAUGUUAGAACUAGGUAAUUUAGGUAGAAUAUUUGAUAAUUAAUUGUUCACUGCCAAUCCAUCCGGGCACAAUAAUAGUUUUCUUUGCUAAGGAUGUCAUAUUUCCACCCCAACUGUUAUAAGAUAUCAAAACAACGUGAAACAAUUAGAACACAAUUUUUAAAUAAAAAACAUCGAUUACAUAAGUGUGCCAUUCAAAACAGCUCGUUAUCUGCAAUGAAAAUGGAUAUUUUGGUGCUAACUUUUACGUACUCACACAAUACCCAUCACUGGUGAUUUUUUUUUCUUCUUUUUCUUUUAUUAUGCUAGAGAAACGCAGCCAAGUACAACAAAAUGUUAGAAAAAAGACCCACUGGAACUGCAGGUACCAUAAAAGGUCAAAAGACACCCAAAUGCAAGGCACAAAUAUCUCGAGACCUCUCUCUCAAAAGAAGUUAAGUCGUAGAAAGAUGAAAAUACAGAAGCAGGUAGGGAGUUCCAGAGUUUACCAGUGAAAGGUAUAAAUGAUUGUGAGUACUGGUUAACUCCUGUAUUAGAGGGUUGGACAGAAUAGGGCUGAGAGGAAGAAGAAAGCCUUGUGCAGCGAGCCCGCAGGAGAUGACGCAUGCAAUUAGCAAGACCAAUAGAGCAGUUAGCAUGAUAAUAGCGAUAAAAGAUAGAAAGAGAUGAAACAUUUCGGCGGUGAGAAAGAGGCUGAAGACUGUCAGUCACAAGAGGGGAGGUGAUGAGACGAGAAGCUUUUGAUUCCACCUUAUCUAACUAAUAAAGCUGUAUGAGUGGAACCCCUUCCAAACAUGCAAAGAAUACUCCAUACAAGGACGGAUUAGGCCCUUGUACAGAGUUACCAGCUGGAGAGGCGAGAAAACUGGAGGAGACGCCGCAGAACGUCUAACUUCAUAGAAGCUGUUUUAGCAAGAGAUGAGAUGUGAAAUUCCAGUUAAGAUUAUGAGUAAAGGACAGACCGAUGAUAUUCAGUGUGGAAGAGGGAUACAGUUGAGUGUCAUUGAAGAAGAAGAGAUUGUGCCGAGUUGAUAGAUGGAGAAGUGGAGUUUUUAGGCAUUGAAAAACUAUUAAGUUUUCUCUGCCCAAAUAAAAAAAUAUUAGAAAGAUCAGAAGAAAGACGUUCUGUGGCCACACGCCAUGUAGGGAAUAGCCGGUAUGAUUCAGACACUUUUUCUUUAAACAUUUUGAGGGAAAAAAAAUUAGGAGCAAAAUAAUCAUGUUGAUGCCAAAAUAAUCCAUCAUCCUUUAUUCCUUUACUGUAAAUAUAUCACACCUGUAACUGCUUUGAGUAUUUAACAGUAGCGACUAAAACCUAAGUUUCUAAAUCGUCCAAGCCAUCCCUACACAAGGUAAUGAUGUGGUCAUAGAGGUGGGAUGGUUCGGUUACUUCAUUACACAACACCAAUUAUCAUUACGUAGUUUGGAUUGGCUAAUAAACAUGCAACUCUCA
Messenger RNA from Portunus trituberculatus (swimming crab), 2333 nucleotides. RefSeq lists its product as uncharacterized. NCBI's taxonomy places the organism in Eukaryota, Metazoa, Arthropoda, Malacostraca, Decapoda, Portunidae. The record is from RefSeq and is a predicted model, not a curated record. The transcript is spliced from 6 exons. Bases 78 to 707 code for a protein of 209 amino acids.